This is a messenger RNA of Oenanthe melanoleuca, 3137 nucleotides long. Its product is annotated as solute carrier family 22 member 13-like. Gene Ontology annotation, molecular function: transmembrane transporter activity. NCBI's taxonomy places the organism in Eukaryota, Metazoa, Chordata, Aves, Passeriformes, Muscicapidae. The transcript is spliced from 10 exons. Gene Ontology annotation, biological process: transmembrane transport. The record is from RefSeq and is a predicted model, not a curated record. Bases 30 to 1676 code for a protein of 548 amino acids. Gene Ontology annotation, cellular component: membrane.
GCACUGUCCUGUCCCAGACACAGCCACCAAUGUCAGGCGUUGGGGAAAUUUUGAAAGCAGUUGGUGAUUUUGGGCGAUUCCAGAAAUGCCUGGUGCUGCUCUCUGUCAUCCCCUGCCUCAGUGUGGCAUUCCACCAGUUCUGCCAGCUUUUCAUGGUCCCACAUGUGCCUUACCACUGUGACACCAGCUGGAUCCGUGCUGUCGGCCCCAACCUGACGGAGGAAGAGCAGCUGAACCUCACCCUGCCCCGGGGCGCGGACGGGCAGCUCGAGCAGUGCUCCAUGUACUCCCCAGUGGACUGGGACCUCGAUUCCAUCCUGGCCUAUGGGCUGAAUGACACACAGAAGUGCAGCAAUGGCUGGGUGUACCCCUCAGGACAGCCACCAUCCCUGCUGACUGAGUUUGACCUGGUGUGUGAUAAGAAGGACCUGAAUGACAUUGCCCAGGCUAUCUACAUGGCAGGGCUGCUGCUGGGAUCCAUGAUCUUUGGGCCUCUGAGUGACAGGAUCGGCCGCCGCCCAGUCAUUCUGAUCUCCAUCUUCCUCCAGGGCUUGUUUGGCCUGGGAAUUGCCUUUGUGCCCCAUUUCUAUGUGUACAUGGCCUUCAGGUGUGUCGUGGGGGCCACCGUGUCAGGGAUCACCAUGACAAUACUGGCCUUAGCUACAGAAUGGAUCGGUGUCUCCUCCCGGCCCAAGGCAGUGCUCACUUCUCACUGCUGUUUCGCCAUGGGGCAGAUGCUCCUGGCUGGUUUGAGUUAUGGGAUCCGCAACUGGAGGCUGCUGGAGAUUGCAGGAUCUGUUCCGAUAUUUGCCUUUUUCUUCUUCAUCAGGGUGCUCCCAGAGUCAGCUCGCUGGCUGGUGACCAAAGGCAGAGUGGAGGAAGCCAAGAAGCUCCUGCAGAAGGCGGCAGCCACCAACAAGCGCAGCCUCCCUCCAGAGCUCCUGGAGCAGUUGAAGCCUGAGAAAGAGGUCAAGUCUGCAAGUUUGCUGGAUCUCUUUCGGAAGAGGCACCUCCAGAAGGUGACUUUAAUCAUGUCAUGUGUCUGGUUUGUGAACAGCUUUGUCUACUACGGGCUGAGUUUGAACGUGACAAAUUUUGGCCUGGACAUCUACCUGACCCAGCUGGCCUUUGGAGCAGUGGAAAUCCCAGCCCGAGUUGGUUGUAUCUUCACCCUGCAGAGGUUUGGGAGGAGGAAAACGCAGGCUGUUCUCCUGGUGCUGAGUGGCCUGGUGUGUCUGGUCAUCACCGGCAUCCCUGAAGACCAGCCCGUGGCAACCACCGUCCUGGCCACCAUUGGCAAGUUCGCUGCCUCAGCCUCCUUCUCCACCUCCUACGUCUACGCGGCCGAGCUGUUCCCCACGGUUGUCAGGCAGACGGGCGUGGGGCUGUGCUCCAUGGCGGCGCGGCUGGCCGGCAUCCUGGCGCCGCUGGUGCGGCUGCUGGGCCGCUACCACGCCGCCAUCCCCAUGGCCAUCUUCGGCUGCGGGCCCGUGCUGGGCGGGCUGCUCUGCGCCAUGCUCCCCGAGACCCGCGGCGCCGAGCUGCCGGACGACACCGGCCACAGCCAGCCUCCAGCCCAGGUCUGUGAAAAUGCCACCAGUGGCUCCCAGAAUGGGCAGGUGAAAGGAAAAGGUGGUGGCCAAGACAACGAGAGCACGAAGAGCACGUACUUCUAGCUGUCUCUGCAGGUGGCUGUGGAUGAAGGCAGCCCAGUGCUGUGUGGGUGCUGAGCACAGGCAGGGUCUCUCCACCUCAGGACACCAGCUUUGCUCACGCCCUCACUGCCAGUUCUUGGGUUUCCUUGUCUUUCUUUGCCUUCCUGUAUCUCCCUCUGUAGCUUGUCCUCAGGCACUGCAGGCUCUCACUGGUGUCCAACAGAGAAAAUUCUGGCUCUCACCAGAGAAAAUUGGGUGCUUUUUACUUGAGGGAAAAGAAGAAAGAAAUCAACAAUUAGAAUGGAGAAUUUCUCUUCAUUUUUCCUGUUAUGCCUCCAGGAAGGUGAGACUGUAAACUUUGUCCAGUGAGACACCCACUAGAGCAUUGAAUAAACUUGCAAGAGAGACCUGGGCUCACUAACAGAAGAGCUGGAGCAGAUGCAGCACUGAAAAUAAUCUCACACUUGCAGGGAGUGAUUUAUCGUGACUGUCUAGCAAGAUCAUCCCGUUCUCUCAUAAAACACUCCUUUUUAAAUUUUUUUUUUUAAUUUGAGAUACUUAGCUGAGAAAAAAAAAAAAAGAUGUGAUGGAAGAAACAGCAUGCAGGGAGCAAGGAUGUCUAACAGGCAGCAGAAUUUUCACUUCAGUGCUGGUGGCUUUGAAUUGAUGCCUGUCAGGAUGCUUUGGGCAUGGAAAAUGGUGCUGUUGGGUGCAGUGUGGGACCAAUUUGAUUCAUUUCAUUCCAGGAAACUGAGGGAUGUUGUGACAGUAGGUCUCUUAGAAAAAAAUGGAGAUCUUUCUGGGAAAUGUCGUCUUUUCUACACUGUUCUAAUCUAUUCCUUUUUUGCUGGAUCCAUUUAGUCAUUAAAAGAUUUAGGACUGCUUUUGUCUUAUACUGUAAAACUGUUUUUCCUGUGCUUCCCUUCAUAUUAUCUCAUGUCCCUCAGUCCAACCAACUUUUUUUUCCCACUGGAUGGGUACAGAAGAAGCCUGGGAAUUGCACAUGACUAUUCAACUCAAAGGUUUUUUUUCUGGUAGUGUCAAAGAAUGUUAUACCAGAAUAUUUCUUCUCUCCAUUGUCAUGCCUUCAUGUUUUCCACGGACCAAAGUACCUCAUGGAUAUUCAUUUUGAUCAAGACAGUUUGGGAUAAAAUCAGUGCCAUGUGACAAUGUCCUGCCAGGAAGGACUGGCUGUGGUGCCAUUUUCUCUCUGGCACUGCUUUUCAGAGGAUUUGCUGUGGUGCUCCUCUUCAGCACCCUGAGAACAGAGGAGCUCAGUCCUUUUUCCUUUCCUUUGAAAAGGCUGAGGAGCCUUAAAAGGCUUGGAAAAAACUGGGAGCCUCCUUCAGGCUUUUAUGGCAAACAAGGCAUUGAGGGUACAGGCUGAGGGAAGAGCUUGCAGCCAAAUGUACACUUGUUGAAGGAAAUUGUACUCUGAGACUCUCUUUUAGCUCAUUUCAUAAAUAAAGGCGUCCAACCACA